AUGGGACGUGAGGAGCAUGGAAGGACUUGGUGCAUGGACGCAGCUCAACUGGAUACGCAAAGGAAGAAGGAGGAAGCCAUCUUGAAGACCAGCUCGACCACUACUCGACCAACCGGUCGAGUUCCUCAACUCGACCGGCCAAGCUUCAACUCGAUCGAGCUGAGAAGCGAUUCUCCACAUGGAAGUGAUGGAAAUCGUGGAAAAGGUCCACUAAGAGCUCCAAUAACUCUUGCUCUCGAAAUGGAGUCAUAUGGCCUCCUAAGGCUUGAUUCUCACUGGCUAACCCCCUGUUUCUGA
Molecule: messenger RNA, 297 nt
Organism: Microthlaspi erraticum
Lineage: Eukaryota; Viridiplantae; Streptophyta; Magnoliopsida; Brassicales; Brassicaceae
Source: the annotation of a GenBank genome assembly